Molecule: messenger RNA, 1024 nt
Organism: Anneissia japonica
Lineage: Eukaryota; Metazoa; Echinodermata; Crinoidea; Comatulida; Comatulidae
Exons: 3
Coding region: 70-699 (209 amino acids)
Source: RefSeq, a predicted model, not a curated record
ACGUUAGUUUUUCCUUCCUGGUUGUACCAUCUUUACUCUAAACUAGUCAAUGGUAACCAGUCACACAAUAUGCUGUUAAGUAUUGUCGUGGUGUAUUUAUUGGUUCAGGAGAGUGUAGCCUGUUGGAGCACAACUGACUGCCUUCCUUGCCAAAACACAACGGUAAGCGAGCCCACACUGACUCAGCAACAGACAAAUGCGCUGUUCAAUCUCUCUCAGGAACUGGAUUUAUUGUCGUAUCAAGAGCUGCAGGAAAGAGUUUAUAAUACAGCUGAGCCGCCAAUACACCUUUCAGAUGAACAGAUUAUUGAAUUGAUUAAUUAUUUUCACGAUCUUUUUAAGAAAAGGGAAGAGCUCAAUUCUACUGUUACAGCUAUCAAUGAACAAACAGUUAUCAAUUCAACCGAUGUAAACGUAUGUUCUUCUGUCUUUGAUGUAAAAAUAUAUAAUCUAGCAUUGGACAAAUUUGGCAAAGUGGUAUAUGUUCCACAACUUGUAAAAUAUGACCUCUACCAAGAAUUUGUGGAAGGUCUGUGCACAGGCACAGAAUGCGUGUCAUCAGCGUCAUGCAAAUGUAAGACUGCACUGUCCGAUUUGGGCAGAAGUAUAGUCACCUAUAUUGGGAGUGGAGAUCCAAAGUUUUACACAACUUGGAUAAAAUUGAAUUCCUGUACAGCUUACAUAGAUGCGCCUGAGUAAUAAUAUAGCGGUAUAACUGAGAAAAAUUGCUUACAUUAUUGUAAAAGUAAGUUUUGGAAAGCUCAAUUUGUGUUUCGUAAGCUAGUACUGUAUGUGGCCAUAGAGUCUCAUUAAAGAAUAAAUAAUAGUAAAAAAAGAUAUUACUUCACUGUUUAGUAUUGUUUAACAGAUAUUUUUAGUUGCAUUUAAUUGAUGUUAAAGUUGUACUUUCUUGCUAUUUGUUAAUUUGUUACUGUAUAAAUAUGAAAUAAUUAGAUGUUGAAUGAUAAUAAUAAUAUUAACCCUAAAUACAGAUUGAAUAAACGUCAUUAGAAAAAAAAAAAAA